CCGUUGGAUAAAUAUCCAACGAGUCACAAUUCAGUACUGCGACAAAUGCACGAAAACAUUAGUGCAGAGAUCACAAUCCAUCUGAACCCUUGUGAUAUGAAGGGGCAAGAGAAAUCGAAAAGGCGAGGUUAAUUCCCCGUUUAUCCAUUUGAUUUGAUAAACAUUGGGUAUGAGUUUUGGUUCCAUUCCGAUGAUAAGAAGACGUUCGAUAACUGCAAUUGCUUGAUUACUGUGAAAAGGAGAGAAGGAAACCAUUUUCAAUCGAUCAAUCUCCAGAUUGCGUGUGGAUUUUGGUUUUGGUGUUGUAGCCAUUACAUUAGCCAUGUCCACUACCAUAUCUUCCCUCCCCUUUUCUCUCCCUAUCCGCCACAAUUCUAGGGUUUCUCGUUUCAAUCCAAUCUCUUCUCGCAUUAAAUUCCAAUCACUCACCUUUUCUACUAACAAACGGAGAGUGUUGUGUUUUAGGCAUGAAAACAUUCCAUCGGAAACUAAUGGCUCUGAGUUCAAAGAAGAUAAAUUGUCAGAAGAUUUGGUCAAGUUUAAAGGGGACCACUCCAAACACCUGAAAAAAGAUUGGCUUGCUUCUCUCCAUACGAUCAUAAAUACUGUUCUUGAUGUGGAACCUUGGAAAGUUCCUUGGACAGCAAAGACCAUUAUUCAGGUUAUGCUCCUCUGGAUUGCCUCAUUCUGGUUGGUAGGAUCUUGGAUAGUUCCAUUUUUAGCUUACGUAGCAGGGUUUAGAAAGGAUUCACUUUCAUACAGAGGACAAGCAUUGUACAGCCUCUUGACAGACGUCGCCGAAGGUGUGGUUGGCAUAGCAAUACUUCAUCGCUGUCUUGCAAAGUUUAAACCACUGUCGUCCGACUGGUUCAAGUUUGAACUCAAAGGGAAGUGGCAGUUUGAUGUCGGUUUCGGUUGCCUGAUGUUCCCCCUCAUCAAUCAUCUAUCACAAAUGAACCUGAAUUUGUUGCCUGUCCUUCAGUAUGCUCCAGUUACGGUCUCGAGUGUAGAGCAAUCCAUUGUAGCACGAGACCCUGUGGCAAUGGCACUCUAUGCAGUGGUAGUUUCAGUUUGUGCCCCAAUAUGGGAGGAGGUUGUCUUCCGUGGUUUCCUUCUCCCAUCUUUAACCAAGUACAUGCCUGUGUGGAGUGCAGUAAUAGUUAGCUCAGUAGCAUUUGCCUUGGCACAUUUUAACAUUCAGAGGAUGCUGCCACUUGUAUUUCUUGGUAUGGUCAUGGGUGCUGUCUUUGUACGGUCUAGGAACCUCUUGCCGUCAAUGUUGUUGCAUAGUUUGUGGAAUGCUUUUGUAUUUAUGGAUCUCAUGAAAUAAAAUAUAUUUUUUACUCUUUUCUUUA
Messenger RNA from Cicer arietinum (chickpea), 1355 nucleotides. RefSeq lists its product as uncharacterized. Gene Ontology annotation, biological process: CAAX-box protein processing. Gene Ontology annotation, cellular component: membrane. Gene Ontology annotation, molecular function: metalloendopeptidase activity. NCBI's taxonomy places the organism in Eukaryota, Viridiplantae, Streptophyta, Magnoliopsida, Fabales, Fabaceae. The record is from RefSeq and is a predicted model, not a curated record.